GAGAUGAAAAACACGGAGAGGGAUUUUAAGGCGUAUCAGUUUCUUAUUACAUUGUAUGGACGACUGGGGAAACUGAAUGAGGUUUACAGGAUUUGGCGUUCGUUGAGGCUGGCUAUGCCGAAAACCUCGAAUGUAGCGUAUCUGAACAUGAUACAAGUGCUGGUGAACUUGAAAGAUUUGCCUGGUGCAGAGACACUGUUCAAGGAAUGGCAAGCGAACUGUUCCACUUACGACAUCAGAGUUGUAAAUGUGAUGAUUGGAGCUUAUACAAGAGAAGGUCUCGUCGAAAAAGCAAAUGAACUCAAGGAGAAAUCUCCAAGAAGAGGAGGAAAGCUCAAUGCUAAAACGUGGGAGCUCUUCAUGGAUUACUAUGUAAAGAGGGGUGAAACGGCUCAAGCACUCGAAUGUAUAACUAAGGCGGUUUCUAUCGGCAAAGGAGAUGGUGGCAAGUGGCUACCGUCAGAGGAUACAGUCAGAGCGUUGAUGAGCCAGUUCGAGGAAAAGAAAGAUGUUAACGGAGCUGAGAGUUUGUUGGAGAUUUUAAAGAAGGGAACGGAUGAUGUAGGCGUAGAGACGUUUGAAUCAUUGAUAAGAACAUAUGCAGCAGCUGGAAAGAGCCAUCCUGCUAUGCGCCAGCGCCUGAAGAUGGAGAAGGUGAAGGUUGAUAAAGCAACAGAGAAGCUGCUCGAUGAAUUAUGUCAGGACGAGUAAGGUCUGUUCAAUCUCUCUUCUCCUUCAUUUUUUUUAUUUCCCUUUACAAGCAAGACAUUGUUAGUCGUGUAAGAGAGAGCAUUUGCAUUCUCUCUGCUAUGUUUCUUAUUGGUAAUAAAAAAAAU
This is a messenger RNA of Brassica oleracea var. oleracea, 836 nucleotides long. RefSeq names its product pentatricopeptide repeat-containing protein At1g60770-like. The annotation marks the transcript as partial. Gene Ontology annotation, cellular component: mitochondrion. The record is from RefSeq and is a predicted model, not a curated record. Gene Ontology annotation, molecular function: protein binding. The transcript has a single exon. NCBI's taxonomy places the organism in Eukaryota, Viridiplantae, Streptophyta, Magnoliopsida, Brassicales, Brassicaceae.